Messenger RNA from Diabrotica virgifera virgifera (western corn rootworm), 4566 nucleotides. RefSeq lists its product as uncharacterized. The transcript has 2 exons. The record is from RefSeq and is a predicted model, not a curated record. The coding region runs from base 769 to 4476 and encodes 1235 amino acids. Gene Ontology annotation, molecular function: DNA binding; nucleotide binding; DNA-directed DNA polymerase activity. NCBI's taxonomy places the organism in Eukaryota, Metazoa, Arthropoda, Insecta, Coleoptera, Chrysomelidae. Gene Ontology annotation, biological process: DNA replication.
AAAAUCCUUUAAUUUGAUGGGUCAUACAUUGAUUUCUGAUUAUCCGUUCCAAAGAUACAAAUAUUUGUACAAAAUUAUGAAAAAUCGAAUAAUUUGAAAUAUUUACAAAAAUAUUUUAAGUUGUUUGUUAACAUGCCGGGUGUGUAUGGUUGAUAAGAAAAGAGUGCAGACGUUAUUUUUGUUAAUAUUAACCUCCAAAGAUAUGACAAGCCACAAUGCUAAAAGUCCGGAUGUAGUCGGAUGAGAACAUGUAACCGCAGUUGUUAUUUGUGUAAAUGUUAUCACAUAUUUUUAAAACUAUAAGGUCUUGUUUUUGCAAAACACAUUCAAACAUUUGAUCACGUUCAUGCUGUGUGAAUUUCGCCUAUAAAUACUGAAACAGACGAGCAUAUACCACAGUCGACAUCUGACAGUUUCUACAGUAUAGUUGCAGUGUUCAGUGGAAAAUAUUCAAUUAAGAUAUUCCUAGCGUUCAGACGUGUGCUCUGGUGAGUUUUAUAUCGUUCAGAAGUGUGCUCUGUUGAGUGGCAAACUUUGAAUAUUUUUUGAUUUUGUCGAAAACAAUUUUUUUUUGAAAUUUUUAAAACAUAUUUAGUGUUUGGGUUCUAAUUUUUUUGAAUUCUAAGUUUUGAAUAUUUAUUAUUAUGUUAUUACUUAGUGUUGUUUGAUUUGGUCAGUUUUUUUUAAUAACGAAAACAUGAACACAUUCUUAGUCACUAAAGAUACAUUUAAGAAAAUUCGUAUUUCUCAUCCUUUAAUAACGAAAACAUGAACAAAUUCUUAGUCACUAAAGAUACAUUUAAGAAAAUUCGUAAAUUUGGCCUCCAGGGACGAACUCUGGAAUUUAAAAUCAGGGAUGUGCCGCAGAGUGAGGAACCUGUGGGAUGGGUAAAAAAGGCCAUCGAGGGGAUUGUACUUAAGGGAACAGAAGGUUUGGAACCAACCGAUCAGGUCGGUUUCACUUUUUGCUCGAAAGACUUUGCCAGAGGUCAGGGUUGGAUGAGGUUCAAGCCUGCCUGUGAAGUGACCGUUGAUGAUAUAUGGAAUAAGAUUAGUUCCAUAUAUCAGAGUAAUAGCACCGGCCUCAAUACCGAAACAUUUUGUUUGGGUAUUACGACGGUAAAACUGCCCGCGGGAAAAGGUGGUCCGAGAGGAAGAGCUUAUAACUCCUUUAACGAGGAGUGUUUGAAAAGGCGAGGAACUGUUGUUAUUAAAAACAAGGAUAAUCUUUGUUUACCUCGUGCUCUUGUGGUUGCAAAAGCUCACGUAGAUAAGGACCAAGAAUGGAAGAAGGUACGUCAAGAUAUUGGAAAAAUACAAGGACAAAGAGCCCAUCAACUGAUUGAAGCCGCUAAUGUAACAAUUCCUGUCGGAGGGGCAGGAAUACCCGAACUACAACAGUUUCAGGGACACCUCACAGAUUACAAAAUUGUGGUGUAUAGUUAUGGUAGCAAGGGUCGUGACGUUAUGUUCUGUGGUAACACUAAUGGUCCAGCGUUAAAUCUUUUGUAUCAUGAAGGACACUUUAACGUGAUCACUUCUUUGACAGCUGCUUUUUGUUGUAUUUAUUAUUGUGAGGAGUGCCACCAGCCGUUUAACAACAAAAACGACCACAGAUGUGGUGGUACAUGUUUUGCUUGUCGUCGUUCACCAGCUUGUUCCAAAGAUUGCGUGAAAAUACCCUGCGAUCAAUGUGGUCGAAACUUCUACGGUAAGGCAUGUUUCAAUGCUCACCUAGGAUCGGUAUGCGAUAAAAUCAAAAGGUGUAAGACCUGUUACAAGAUCUACACCAAAAGUCAUGUCUGUGGUGAGGUCUUCUGUAAAACUUGUAAGAAAAAUUGUCCGUCAGAUCAUCUUUGUUACAUACAGCCCGAUUCUGGUCUUCCUCCAUCAAGCGAUUUUCUAUUUAUAUUUUAUGAUUUGGAAACUAGUCAGGAAAAGAUAUUGGCUGAUGGUUCGCUUCUUCAAGAACCAAAUCUCUGUGUAUUUAAUCAACGUUGUUACAAAUGUCUCCCUGAGAUGAAAUUAGUUUUCUGUCAAUCUUGUGGAUUUCGCCAAAAGAUUUUGAGGGGUCUUGACGUAAUAAGUCUUUUUAUGAAUCAUAUUUUGCAAAUUAGAAAAAAAUUCAAGAAUGUUGUCGUGUUAGCUCACAAUGGAGGAGGCUUCGACCAUCAAUUUAUUUUAAAUUAUAUUUUAACAAAGACUGAUUUAACCCCUGAUCUCAUUAUGCGUGGUACAAAGUUGGUGUCAAUGGCUGUUGGUAACGCUCGUUUUCUCGAUAGUCUUAAUUACUUUCCAAUGGCGUUGUCUGCUCUACCUAAAGCUUUUGGGUUGACAGAGUUGAAAAAGGGAUAUUUUCCACAUCUGUUUAACAGAGAGGAAAAUCAAUCUUAUGUUGGACCUAUGCCUGAUCUAAAAUUUUACGAUCCCGAUAAUUUAAAAGAUGAUGCACGUGACAAGCUGAUCGCGUGGCACGCUGAAAGAGUAGAUGAGGGAUACGUUUUUGAUUUUCAAAAGGAAAUUGUUGAAUAUUGUAUUAGCGAUGUUGAGAUUUUGACACAAUCUUGUCUAAUAUUCCGAAAACAAUUGCUAGAUACGUCAAAUGUCUGUCCGUUUUUCGAGGCAACAACUGUUGCAUCGACGUGUAACAAGGUAUUCAGGCGUAAUUUCUUACAACCAAACACAAUAGCCCUUAUUCCAAAAGGGGGCUAUCGAUUCAAAGAUAAUCAGUCGAAAAUAGCUUUGCAGUGGUUAUUGUGGGAAGAGAAGCAACGCUGUAUUAAAAUUCAGCAUGCCGCCAGGGGACUUGAAGCUCUUAUUGGAAAUUGUAGGGUGGACGGUCUUUACGAAAACACCAUCUUUGAAUUCCAAGGUUGUUAUUAUCACGGUUGUCCUACUUGUUACCCUACAGAUAGAACUGCACCCCUUCAUGACGAUCCUUCAGAUUGUAUGGAGAAUCGUCAUGAUAAAACAAUUGCUAAAGUUAAGCAUCUCAGAUCAAUAGGAUAUGAGGUGGUUGAAAUGUGGGAAUGUCAAUUCCGUAAAAUGCUGACGGCCGAGAUAAAGUCGUAUACCGAGGGGCAUCCUCUUAUGGCUAGUUUACCUUUGAAUCCUAGAGAUGCUUUAUAUGGUGGUCGUACAGGCAAUACUGUAGAGUAUUACAAGUGUAAAGAUGGUGAAAAAAUUAAAUACGUUGAUGUUUGUUCGCUUUAUCCGUGGGUAUGCAAGUACGGAAAGUUCCCAAUCGGCCAUCCAAAGAAAAUAUAUAUUGGACAGGAAUGCAAUGCUGUAGACAUUACUGAGUUAUCUGGAUUAAUAAAGUGUAAAGUGCUUCCUCCUACAAACCUCUAUCAUCCUGUUCUUCCUACCAAGAUGAACAGUAAAUGUAUGUUCGUUUUAUGCCGAAAGUGUGGAGAGGACUUUGAGGAAGAAGAGUGUGAGCAUUCGAAUGAUGAACGGGCUCUAACAGGUACUUGGGUGAUUGAGGAGGUAGUGAAAGCUUUAUCAAAGGGUUAUAAAAUAAUUGAGACCUAUGAGAUAUGGUCCUAUGAUACUUUACAGUUAUCGAAAUCUCAGAAAGGUCUUUUUUCCGAUAUGAUGAACAAAUUUAUCAAAGUGAAACAACAAGCUUCAGGGUGGCCGCGAGGAUGUGUAUCGGAUGAGGAAAAGAGCCGGUACAUCGAGGAGUUUCUUCAGAGGGAGGAUGUCAGGCUGGAGUUUUCCGACAUAACGGAGAACCCUGGUCUGAGGUCGUUGGCUAAGCUUAUGCUCAAUUCUUUCUGGGGUAAGUUCGCUCAGCGAGAGAACCUCCCUAAAACAUCCAUAAUAAACAAGCCUGGAGAAUUUUUUGCUAUGUUGAUUAAUCCAUCCAUUCAGGUUAAUACGGUGAUCCCUGUAAAUGAGGACACACUGGUUGUUACGUGGGAGUAUGUGGAGGAGGCGUACUCAAUGUCGUCAACAGUUAAUGUUGUUCUGGCAUCAUACGUUACGGCUCUGGCUCGUCUCAAAUUGUACUCUUAUCUGGAGAUUAUUGGGUCUCGGGCAAAAUAUUACGACACAGAUUCGUCUAUUUACCUUUCCAAGGCUGGCUUACCUGAUCUCCCAAUAGGUGAGUGUAUAGGUGACUUAACUGAUGAGUUGGGUGGGGGGUAUAUUUCAGAGUUCGUUUCUGGAGGGCCUAAAAAUUACGCAUAUAAAUACACUUUGCCUAACGGUGAAGAAAAAAUUUGUUGUAAGGUUAAAGGUAUUUGUCUAAAUUAUGAGGCAUCUAAAUUAGUUAAUUUCGAUACCAUUAAGAAGAUGGUACUUAUGAAGUCUGACCCUGUUUCUGUGGUGACUAAACAAAUACAAAGGACACAGGAUCAUUGUGUUAUCACAAAAACCCUUGAAAAAAAAUAUAGACCAAACUCAGCAAAAAGAAAAUUUUUUGAAGAUUUUACAUCCGUACCUUAUGGUUAUAAAAAACUUAAAAUUUAAACUAUAGCCCAGACUCAGCUUUUUUAUUUUUUAACACUAUACCUGUUUAACACUCACAAUCAACAUUUUUAAUUAGUAAGUUAUAUAUUA